AUGGCAGGAAAAAUCGUUUGGAUGGUAUUGUCGGUUGCUUUGGCUGCGGGGUGCGAGUUUGUUGAGGGUAGGAAACUAGAGGAGAAGAAGAGUGAACAAGAAAAGAAACCGGAGUGGUUCUUCGAUGGUAGCCCGGGCUGGUUUGGGGGUGGUGGUGUUGGUGGUGGCGGUGUAUUUGGAGGAGGAAAAGGACUAAGUUUCGGACACUCCUUUAGUUUUGGUAAGGGAGUAGGUUUCAGUUAUGGCAGUGGAAACCCAGGUACUGAAGCAAAGCCUGACUGCGUUGGAAAAGGUGGUGGUGGAGACAGGGGAGGGGGUGGGGGAAGGGGAGCUGGUGCUGGAGCUGGUGGAGGCGUGGGAGGAGGUGGAGGGAUUGGCGGAGGUGGUAUUGGAAAGCAUUACAAGAAGAAAGGUAAAAGCCACCAUCUUGGUGGAGUUGGAGGAGGAGGUGGCGCUGGUGGUGGCAUUGGAGGAGGAGGUGGUGCUGGUGGUGGCAUUGGAGGUGGUGCCGGAGGAGGAGCAGGUAGUGGAGGUGGCGCAGGGGCUGGUGGAGGCGGAGGAAUUGGAGGUGGUGCAGGAGGAGGAGCAGGUAGUGGAGGUGGCGCAGGGGCUGGUGGAGGCAUUGGAAAAGGAGGAGGCGGAGGAAUUGGUGGUGGUUCCGGUGGAGGUAUUGGCAAAGGGAUUGGUGGUGGUAGUAGAGGUGGAAUUGGUGGUGGUUCAGGCGGUGGAUUUGGUGGAGGUAUUGGAAAAGGAGGUGGCGUAGGUGGAGGAAUUGGUGGUGGUUCAGGCGGUGGAUCUGGGGGAGGUAUUGGAAAAGGAGGUGGUGUAGGUGGAGGAAUUGGUGGUGGUUCAGGUGGUGGAUUUGGGGGAGGCAUUGGAAAAGGAGGUGGUGGUUCAGGUGGUGGAUUUGGGGGAGGUAUUGGAAAAGGAGGAGGAGGUGGGGUUGGAGGUGGUGCUGGUAGUGGGUUUGGUGGAGGUGCAGGCAAAGGAGGUGGUGGGUUUGGUGGCGGAGGUGGCGAAGGUGGCGGGUUCGGUGGUGGUGCUGGUGGAGGUUUAGGUAAGGGAGCAGGAGGAGGCUCUGGAGGUGGUGCUGGAGAAGGCAUUGUUGGUGGUGGUGGUGGCAGCGGUGGCGGUGGAGGUGGGGGUUGUGGAGCAGGAGGAGGAGGAGUUGGAAGUGGAAUAGGUGGAGGCAGUGGUGCUGGCGUGGGUGGGGGUAAUGGAGUCCCAGUCCCAGUUGGUGGCUAA
Messenger RNA from Pistacia vera, 1245 nucleotides. Its product is annotated as glycine-rich cell wall structural protein-like. The record is from RefSeq and is a predicted model, not a curated record. NCBI's taxonomy places the organism in Eukaryota, Viridiplantae, Streptophyta, Magnoliopsida, Sapindales, Anacardiaceae. The transcript has a single exon. Bases 1 to 1245 code for a protein of 414 amino acids.